AGCGAUAGCGUAACACUGUGACAUUUUCCAGAGACCUUCAUAGCCUCGCUAACAGCAGGAUUAACGGUGUUAUUUUGCAGACUUAUUCGCAUUUCUGUAAGAGAAAUGUUGCAAAACUGUUUGUCCUAAAGUUCUACGAUACUCACGGGAGAACUUGAAGAAAGUGGACAAAACCAUAAUAGCAGAUUAUUUCAAACUCAAGAGGAGAUUUUGGCAGCAGGAACAAGCACAAGGUAAAGUUAACGAUCGAAACCGAAAAUGUUCAUAUGUUAUGCCCGAACAAGAUUUGAGAAAACUGAAAACACCGCCAAGAGCGUUCAUUUUGCUAUUUUUGCAAUACAACUUGAGAACGGGUGAACGAUUGUCAGUAGUGGCACUCGAGGGCGCAAAUAAUCGAAUAUUUACCUAGCAAGCCACUAUUUUUUUUUUAAGUUUUGUGCUCCACUGAGAACAGCUUAAAGUUGUUGCUAAAGUUAAUCGACUAGGUGAAUAAUACUUUUUAAAGAUUAUAGGCAAGCGAUAAUGUAAUAAGCAUAGGCACAGCGAGAGAGGGCCAGAGAUAACUUGUAAAGGUCAUAAUUAUAAUCUUGCAGUGUGGAACCUUCUGAUAUAACGAAGGGCCAAGGAACUGGCAAAAUUUGUUCGCUAUAACGAGGUUUCGUUAUAUCGAGGUUCUUUUUCAUAUAUCUUACUAUUACUGGGGUAGAGAAAAUCAAAUCGUUCGCUAUACCGUGGACGUCAUUAUAUAGAGUUUCGUUUAGUCGAGCUUCCACUGUGGCCCAUAUAUAGAUACUCACCCCGGCCACUGAGUGAAUCAGAGUGAAUGGACGUCAUUUAUGUCAAACAGGUAAAACUUAACUAAAGUACUUUAAUUACUACAUCAGGAAUUUGUUUGGUCUUAAUUGAUAAAACUGUAGUAUAAAGAUCUCUCUCUUAAAACGAAAUUAUAUACAGGGUUUCCGGGAUUUUAGCUCUAUUAUGAAAGACAAUCCUUCCUCCACGAAGUACUUGACACGUAUGUAAUCACGGUACAAUACAGCUAUAAAUAAUCGUUCGCUCCUUUGAACCUAAAACUGAAACAGUUAAUACUUCAAAUUGAAGGUUUGAUUCCACUCGAAAAUACUCCUCUGAAACCGUUUUUCUUACGGCAGGUAAAAUCCCUUUUUCAAAAGCCAGUAUGGCCAGGUGGACGAAUACGGGGAACUAGUUCAGCGGGUUGAUCCCACUAAGUGAGUUUUAUCGUUACAUUGUAAAGAAAAGUAUAAAUAUUAUCGAUCGAUCGGGUUUUACCUGUACAGGUAUGAAAGGCUGCACCCUCUUCUAGAACCCGAAACCUUUCACUAUUAGGGGAUUUUACUGUACAAUAGCUCAAGUGAAUCCUUCCGAUGACCCGGUUAGGCAACCUUUGAACAACUGUUAAAUGGCAAUUAGCUCAAUACUCCCUCCAUCAGUUACGAUUUUUUUUACCAUAAUUUUUUGUGUUCGUGUCUUUAAGGAUAAAAAAUCCGCUUAUUACUUAAGAUAAUCUACGAGUGGUAUCUAAUAUCCAUUCGAUUUGAGGCUGGCAUUAAGCAGAAAUUUUUCUAUGGUAAAAUACUUGCAACAAUAUGUAUCGAAAUCUGAGGUUUGCAAGUAUCUUUCACGUGGUGGUGCGCGUGUUUUGAAAUGUUUCAAAAAAAGGAAGCUCGUCCGAAAAAAAACCGUCACGAGGAAAAAUAGAUCAAAAUAGUGAAGAAGAUUUUUAAGCAAAAUUCCCUAUUUCCUCAUGCAACCAAGGCUAGCAUCAUACUUAGAAUUUUCCCGAAGAUCAAAAAAGACAAGUGUCCUAAUUAACUUUUAACUAUCGUUGAAAGCACUAAUUUUAUUCUAAUGAAGAAACUAAGCUUUAUCACACAUUUUACCAAAUAUAUUCUAUUCCGUCUCACCCAACAUUAUAAUGCUUACAGUGAAUGUAAAAACAAGCCUCACGUGGCAAUCUAGCUUAACUUCACCAUAAUCUUUCCUUCCUUACGCUAAUUCACGAUGUUUUUGUUAACAAAAUCCCUCGACGUUGGCCCAAAGGCAAAGCUUAUUGCACUUCAGUUUCCUGUAAGCUUUUCAAAUUUGACAAAAUAUUUUAAUUUGACUAUAUAUCAGUUUCCAGUUUUAGGGCGGUCUGAUAUUUGGCACCGUUAUACGGUUAAUAUUCUGAGACCAACAGGUUUUCGCUUGCUUUUAAGCAUAAGUGUAUACUUGUAACGUUACAGGAUGAAGCACAUUCCUGAGCACUUGGCGACAAUUAGAAAUGGCCGCCCAGAAAUGUCAUUUUGAAGAUAACAUUUUCAUCAUAGCCGUGUGGCUAUUUAGGAACUGGAUAGGUCCGGGAAGUAUUGGAAUUCUCUUUACAUCUAGCCGGCCAGUCCUGACAAAUGAUUGACGACUAACAUUGGUAAUGUCACGUGACUGGGCGGCAUCCCUUUGGAACAAGAACGUGAAUUGAUCAAGAGGCUCGUAAGCGUGGCACAGAUGGCACCCGUCUAAAAGUGUUUUCAUCUUUCAGCAUUCUUUUACCACUUGUCAUAAUUAGAUUUAUUCUUUUAAAUUUAUUAUACCUUAAAGCGGAAAUCGCGUAAACAAUACGUUUCCGUAGUUCACGCUUUAUACCCGAAACUGACAGUCAGCUAAUUAAAAGAACAUUCAGAUCAGAUGGGAGUUUUAGAAUCUGCCCUUCUACCACCAACCUUGUCGAUUAGCUUCGAUUAUCUGACAGACAAACGGAAAUCUAACGACCUUAACACAUUCAAAAAGGUUUAAUCAGGUUCAAGAAAUUUAGCUAAGUUUAAUGAAGAAUAAUUAAAUACAAACAAAAAUAUAGAAUUAAUUUCAUCUACAGUGGAUUAGGAUCAAGAAUCACGAAAAGACUUAACUUCAAGAACACGCAAGCCACGAUGUAGAUACGUAAAAAUCAGUCUUUAACAUCAGUUUUUUUUUCUGUCCCAUUUCUAUCAAUUGAUUCAAAAUAUCUUGUAAUUAUUAAUAGGAAACAAACUUGUUGCCCAUGAAUCGAUAUUUCGCCGCUUGACUUUUCAUAGUCGUUGUACGUUCUAAGCUGUUUUUCUUUGACAUUAAUUAGGAUUAUCUCUUUUAUUUAACUUCCGAAUACGUGAAUAAGUCUCGAGCUCCAUGAAAAACGACUGUGUCAACAGAAGAGUCUCUAUUUUGUCCGUGUGCUGCUUUUUUUUUUUCUUUCUUUUUUUCCAUUGGGUGCACCAUGCUUCAAUUUAUGUACAAAUGGUGGCGUCGAGCUAAAGCACGCAUCAUUUUAAACAAAAAUAUAGAUCGGGCUUACAGAGGUCAUUUCCAUUCACGAACGGACGUUCUGUCAUACGUGGACAAGACUAUUAGAAAAGCUUCAGCUUACUGUUUCAUCUGUGUACACGCUGACGAUAAAAGCACUAAUUGAAAGCACAAUAUGAAGAGUAAUAUUUUUAUUAUUGGUCAUUAAAAUACGACUUUAUAAAGUGAGCUAUCUGUGUGUUGUCAGAUGAGAACCUUCUUGUUCAUACAAUACGAAACAGGUUGAAAAUAAAACCGGUCGAAUUCACUAAAUUCAAACUUUUUAGAGCGAUCCUUUCAAAAAACUUUUCCGAAAGAAAAUCUCACAAAUCACAAAUCUCACUCGACUAUGGCUUUCCAAAACAGAUAUCAUGUGCCGGGAUACCAAUUAUUCCCUCGAGUUCCGUAUGAGCAAAACAAAGAAGGAUAUUUGCUUUUAUGCAACAAUUUGUAUCAAAUCUAAAAACGCUUUUAAAGCAUUUAGCCCGCACUUUUCAAAUCGAGACACCUUUACGAUACAACGUCUUUAUAUUGCCAAUUCCUUUGAAACACUCGAAAGUACUUGUCAUGUGGCAUUGUUGACAACAGGUCAUUGUGAAAAGGUAGGGACUAUGGAUACCCUAAAAUCAGGUUGGACACUCCCUGUCUCAAUACACAGCCCAAUACUUAAGGUAAAGAAUCGUUCAAUGGGCAUAAUUAAUUGAGAAAUUAGAGACAGGCAGUUUUACAAGGAAAUGAAUUAACUAUAGGUUUAAGCACCGAAGGAUACGGUGAUCGGGGAUAAUCACUGCUUUGACAACGGUUGCUUUUCAUACAAUGUAAUAAGCAAUGCCAUAUUCGUUAUUCAAAUUAUCGAUGGCGGCAGGUAGCACUUAAUUGUGUAAUGGCUUGAUACAGAUCUUGGUUUCAAAUCAAAUAAUGCGAGGUCAGGCCUUACAUACAUAAGCUGUUUUCAUCUAUCUUACAUUUACUACUAACUGUAAGGUUGAAGACUUAUUUGUAGUAUUUUGAUUGAAUUUUAAGCUGAAGAUAACAACCUGUUUUCUAGGAAUCCAUUUUAAUCAUAACCAUUACGAAAAACACAGACUGUUAAUGUUUGGGUCAAGCUCUCCAAGACGUAAUGAACGCAUCCUAAUCUGGUGUUCCUGUGGCACAAAGGCGGAAAUUUUCAAGACUGCAAAUUAGCCGCCCUUUUUAAUUUUAUCAGGGGCACCUAGGCCCGGAAACUAAAGUCCUGUCGACUCGAUUUCGUUUCCGUAAUUUUUCCGUAAGGGACGGACCAUUAGAAAACUUAUGGGGGAGCGGGCGAAGUACAAAAAUAAUAUUCGCGCAAGGUAAAAUUAAAUUUAAAAAAAAAAAUUCUUGCUCGCCAAUUAAUCCUAAAAAAAAUUCAUGCAAUGGCCUAAAAAAAAUUCAUACAAGGAAUUUGAUCACGAAAAAAAAUUCCUGCGGCUCGAAAAUUCCCCUCCCUCCCUCCCCAUAACUUUUCUAAUGGUCCGUCCCUAAGUGACGAACAGGCGGAUCCGUAAUCAAUGAUUACCUCUAGUUCAAGUACUAUUGCUUGACUGACGACAAAAUGGUGCAGAUUCCGCAGCUUAUUAUAUAUAGGAAGCUUAGCUUGCUAUACAACAUAGCUUUUCCUGGAGGGUGAAGAUAACCUUAAUUUAAAGUAGGCUGCCAUGGCUGAUGAUCCUGAUAAACACAAGAAUGGAACUGUCUUUAAACGAAAAUUGACAAGAAGUUUGCGCUUUUGUGAAAGGCUAAACUAAACUUUGGAACAGACUUGCUGAAACCCGUACAUCUAGGUCACAGAUCUUCGGAAUUCACAACAGGGGCACCCAACGGCAAUUUUCGGGAAAAUAUCUGUUCGGAAGACGAUUUGAGAACUAGAAUUUUCGGAACAUUUGUUGUAAAAUUUCUUGCUUGCCUGCCUCUCCUAGGAUUUUCGAACAUCUACAAAAUGGUAUAAUUACCCAUUUUAAUCGGAUAUUUACCCUAAAAAAGGCCACCUAGAAAACUGAAUAAAGGGUUUUGAUCCUUAUAAUUUUCGGAUCACUAGACUUUCAGCUAGGAAAUCCGAACAGAUGAAAAGUUUUUAGGGGAUAAAAAUAUGCCUAUAUCUACCGCAUAAAUACUAAAAUACGUUCAACAAUGCUAUGUUAAGUGGUUUUGAACUAUAUCCUCGUUGGGUGCCCCUGUCACAACUGGCUUUGCUGUUAAAUUAUGUAGGAUAACAAACUGAAUAAUGGGUGUUGAUCUUCAAAGGAAUCUGUUCAGUGACUUCCAAAAGCUAGCCGACCCGAACAGAUACAAUUAAUUAUCCACCCUCUUUAGGUGCUAACAAAUUGCAAAUAUGUUUAACCCGGUUGAGAGGGAAGGGAGGGGGGGGGAUGGUGCCACUGUAGAGGGUACGGUUUUGUCCUAUAUCCUAAACAGGGUAAGUCUGUCCUUAACAUGGGGUAAUAAUAAACAAGGUGUUAAAUGAGAGUGUACGAAUGUUUUGAUUUGCGUGAUGAAAUUUUGUUUGUACUUCAAGUAUACAAAAACAAUGACUGCUAUGCGGUAAAGUUUGCUCCAUUUCAAUUGCCAAAAAGACGAUCAUUUCGUCCUUUGUCUUAAGGCGAUAAAACUGAGGGUGUUGUCCUCAACGGGGUAUGUGGCUUUAGGUUGCUUUUUGUCCCAAACACAGUCAGGAUUUCAAACCCUCAGCGGCUCGAUCACCUAUACCCACAUAUUGGGUAGAGCACACCCUCCCCCCCCCCCCCCCCGCCGAAUUUUUGGAUCAGUGCUUUACAUUGUUAGCUAAGGGUGGUUUUAGGCACUCCCUAUGUUAAUCCCUGUUCUUUAGAUUAGCUUUCGCUAAUGAUGAUUUUCUUUUUUUUUUUGGUUCCCUAUCAGGCUCUACCACAAGCUUAACUAGAACAAAUUAGUUGGCAUGUUACUAAAUGGUAUUAUUUUCUACUUAUCCCAAUAGAUCUUGGUGCUAUCCCAUUACCUAAAACACACAUCGGGAAGCUAAAAUCUGCUGCUUCACAACUGCCGCCGAUCCGCCGAAGUUGAAACAUGAAGUUACACGCUUUGUUCCUUAUAACAAUUAUUGGCUCCGUUCAAUUUGAUUCAACCACUGGGUAAGCACUUGAGCUCUCGUGUUUUAAAUUAUUUAUUUUCAUAUUGGUAGAUUGAAUACUGCCUUUUUUUAAACAUUCUUUCGGGCAAAGGGUAUGCCGCGCAGCGAAUCUGGGAUAUUUAUUAAGCAAAACACUAGAACUGCAACGAUUUAAAUGUGACAAUCUAUGAACAAUCUGUAAAAUAAUCUACCAGAUUUUGCCGUUUUUAAGUCUUUGGUACAGCCUCGUUUUGCCAUUAUUUUAAUUAUUUUUGAUCGUGUUAUGUUAAGUCUGACUUUAAAGAUCUUGCUAGAGAACAGCCAUUAAUAGCUGGUUGGUAGAAAAAGCAUGAAUGAUUCGUUGUUCGUGUUUUUUUGUUUUUCGACUGAAUUCAGUACAAAACUUACCUUACGCGUUUUAUCACGUGUUCAAGUUAGGACAGAUCGUAUUCAAGUGGCAUAUUAGGUUCAGCCACAGUCAUCAUCGUGAUACGAAAACCGUUUGACAUUUAUCUUGUUGAUAUCGAUAAUUUAUGCAGUUGCAUUGUAGUCUUUGAUGCCCAAAAAUUGAAAAUUAUUUCCAAAAUUAAAUAUUAGUUUAAGCACUUGACUACAAAGUUCCGAGAAACAAUUGUUUCUGAAAGCAGCAUUAGUCCCUUACCCUCCCCGUAAGCAGUUUUAAAAAUUAUACCUCAAUAUUUUUAAAAUAUUCUUAAACAAUGAAUGUAGUUUACGCUUUAUGUAAAAGUUGUCAAAUAAGAGUCAUAACUGCAUCUGAUGUUGUCUUAUUUAACUCUGCUUUUUGUCUUUCAUCUGUUUAGAGGGCAAAAUGAGGUAGACCACAGCAUACUCCAACAAAAGGUAUUAAAAAAUGUUAGUUACUCUAGUAAUUCUAAGUCAUAUUAAUCUCCCACACGCUUGAGAUAAACUGGUCUAAUGCAAGAUGAUCCGGAAGCGCUGCGUCAUUAUUAUUAUUAUUAUUAUUAUUAUUAUUAUUAUUAUUUUACUCUUAAUUUUUCUAGCAAUAUUUAAAUGCAUAUCUUUACCGACACCUAAAAUAGAGAUAGCCACAGGAAAUUUAAACUUUCUACUCAAAGAUUUUGUAUUCAAAGGGUUAUUGGUUGCAUCCUUAUUAGUUAAGAACAAGUAGAGAAACAGAAAUUAGGAAACGGAUAAGAAUUUUUGAUCCCACUCAAAAUAAUUUCAGUAUUUACACUAUUUUCAAACGGGCAUUACUACCACCCUGGCAAACUCCGACAUCCUCUCAUACUGGCAGUUGCUUAGAACAAAGAUACGUAUUGUUCGCUCAGCAUAAUCCGGGACGAAGAUAUGCGCUUUAAAAAGAUUGGGAUCAGGCUUAGGAUUACAUCGGUCAUUUUACAAACACUUAACAGACAUUUUGUUGCGCGUACAGGGCAGUUAAGUACCCCUGCUUAAACUUGAUACCAUAUAUGGGGCAGCCUCUGUUUCCCAGAGAGAAUGAUGGAGGCCUGCGAGGUUGUUCUAACUUUGUCUGUGGACGUAAUCUACGCUUUGAUCGUUAGCAUGGUACCAUUUUGUUCCUUUGUUUUUUGGCAUAGUGCAAAAUGAAAUUUGUCAGUUAUUAUGCGUGAUUGCUUGAUGGAUGUGUGAAAGUGCAGAUGAAGGGUAUAAGUGUAGUUUGAAGCAAUGCAGCGAGUAAUAAUUUCAAAGACGAUUUUCUUAACUAGGCCCCCUACGCCCCCGUCACCCUUCGGGGGGAAAGGGUUGUAUCGUGCACCUCCAGAUUUUGAGGGUUUAACAUUAACAAUCCUUUCAGUGAAACCCUUACUGCACAAACUGUUUAUAACACACAUCACUGUCACGACAUGUUAUGUUUAAAAGACAACUUAUUUUAGUAUUGAAAGGAAUGUAAGGCCGAUUUCAUUUUACUUUAAUCUUAUUUAGGCAUAUCCACUGUUAUGGAGUAUUGUAAAGGCGGGAGGCCAUCGUGGACUGCAAGAAUGUCAAAGGCAGUUCAAAAAUGAGAUUUGGAACUGUACACUAGACCAGAACAAGCCAGUGUAUAAAGAGCUCCCCAUUUUUGUUAAAACAACGUUACCAUAUGGUAAGGGUUAUUUUAAGUAUUUCAAAAUACUUUUCAUUGCCUUUUUUUCACAACUUUUCCCUUUUCUCCACGAAUUUUGCUGCCUAAGAAAAGUUUUAUGUGUCCCUUUCAAGUCGUCUUGAUGGGACACGAUAUGAUUGUUUUCACUGAGAAACAAUUUAUUACUUUAUAAUCAUUUAAGCAAUAAAAAACAUUUUCCAUGUUUGCAUAUAGUCUGGUAUAAAUUAAACACGAUACGGAUUGGGAGAAUUCGAGACAGUUAUGCAAACUCAACGAAGUCGGUACCAUUAUGGCGCGCACACAGCGAAACAUCGUGACGUCACAACUGUGUUUACAAACUCCGAUGAAAGCACGUCUCUCGGCCAAUAACAACGAGCGUACCAUCUUAGCUAUUUCACAAAAGGAUAUACACUGAUUGCUUCGUUAUGAUAACGCGGAACCCCGGCAAUAUAAAUUGCAUGCACAACCCUGUAGUGCCUUAUUGCCUGAUUCCCCGUCAUAUCUGCAUCAUAUUGUUUGUUAAUCAUAGCAAUAGUCCAGUUUCGCGAAUUAAAAAAUUACCACUGAAUAUAAACAUUAACGACACAUUCAUACAGGGUUAGCCUCGACGUAAAGUAAAAUAUUCAGGAAUUCUGGCAAGUAAGUGUUUGAAAUUUGAAUAUACACUGAUAGACAGAGUAAUAAACAGGUCUUUUUCUCGUUGCAAUUUGUGAAUAUAUUACUUCAGAAUGAGGCUAAGGCUGUAAAAAAUGCGUCUUCACUUCUUUAAUUCAGCGGUCAUAGCGAACUCCAAAAUGGGCUAUUUUGCUAGUUAGUUCGUACACUUCUCCGUACUCGGGCUGAAAACAAUAUUUUCUUUGGAGCCAAAAACUCUGCUCCAAUGACAAACUCUUUCUCAGUAAAUUAUUCGAAAAAUAUGUGUUACCAUUAAUCUGCCAACAGGUAUUAGUUGCUAACUCCUGGACAUUAUCUCCAGAUAUAUUUGGCAGUUUCUAACCUUUUUUAUUGUUCUCUAACAGCUAAUAAAGAGACAGCUUUUAUUCACGCCAUUAGCACCGCGGCCAUCAUAUACGAGAUCAUAACUCAGUGUAGACUAAACAAAAUACCUGGAUGUGGCUGCGCGGACGUUAAAAAGCAGCGGGAAGGCAAUGGCGACUGGCAGUGGGGUGGAUGCAGUGAUAACAUAAGGUUCGGUGAAAAGGCGACCAGGCAUUUUAUCAACAGACUUGAAACCGGAAAUGACGCCAGAACAGUUUUUAACUUACACAACAAUGAAGUUGGUAGAAAGGUACUUUUGUCAUCUAGUAAUUGUUUAACUAUUCGAACCAGUCAUAACAUUUGUUCCUCGGUAGUACUAGGAUAUGGGAAAAAUUUUGUUUCUAGGAGACUAUUCGUCAAAUAGUGGUUUUUAUCCAUUGCGGUAUUUUUGCAAUUCUUCUUUUCGCUUUUUAUAGGUAAUAGUUUAGCUAUUUUGUCUUUACAUAGCAGGUGAAAUCUUCCUUCAUUAUCUCCAAUCUGACAAAUUAAAAACGCUGAGCGACUAACCCGCCGUCUGUCCCUUUUCUGUAGAUUAUCAGUAGAAGUGACGCCAACUGUACUAUUAUCAGAAAAAAUCUUCCAAAUUUGUAAACCUUUAAAGUGUUUGCCGGGGGAUGGAUUCAAUCUGUCUUUCAGUACUUUUCAAAAGCACAAAACCUGACAGCUUCUUUGUCGCCUCAUGUUAGGGAAUCCAGAUUCGAGAAUCCGGGAAAUACUUGCUUGUGGUAUCCGGAAUCCAUGAAAUUUUUACUUGUGGAAUUUGGGAUCCUGGGCUUUGGGAUCCGGAAUACAGCACCAGGAAUUCGGAAUCCCACCAAGGAUUGGAAUCUGAAAUCAAGUACCUGGAAUCCGGAAUCCACAACAUGGAAUCCAGAAACCAAACUGUCUUCGAUUCCUUUGCAUGGGGCGAUUCUUUUAGCCUCUCUCGCAGGCAUUUUUAGGGGAGCUCUUUUUACAUUCCUCCCCACAAACGCCUGCUCAACCGAAAACAACAUUCCUUUCCCACUGUUUUAUUUGCGUGGUAAGUGACCAAUCAGCAGUUGUGCAAUGAAGUGUUGACAGGCUAAAAUCGACUAAAACGUGACCCUAGAGUUACCGCUUUCGUUCUUUUCUUUCCUUCGCUAAGGUUAUGCAAUGCAUGGAGUAUUCUAAAAUUUGACUAAAUCUUAUUUUUGCAGCGAUGAAUCUAACAUUUAUUAGAGGUCAGAAAGCUUUCCCAGUGUUUCAUGCAGAUCGAGUCAUUAUCAGAAUACCUUGCGGUCAAGGUUAACUUUCCAGAAUUUGGAAAGUACAAUGUGAAAGGGAAAGGAAUGCUGUCUUCGGCUGAGCGGGCGUUUGUGGGGAGGGAUGAAAAACGAGCUCCCCUAAAAACGCCUGCGUGGGAGGCUACGAUUCUUUGUGAGGGAAAUAUAAAGACACAAACAACGUAACUUCGGCUUCUCGAAGUUAUACUUUUGUUGAACUGAAAAUGAAAAUGCUCAUUUUCUCACCUCAUCCUGUGUAAAUCUUCCUCACCGCAGUCCUCCAUGGUUGUUUUUAUUUACCCAAAACUGUUGGUUCUUAGGACAGAGCAACAUUAAAUGGGUGGGUGGGUAGGGACGACUUUGUUGUGGUUUGAUUACAGGGUAGUAUCGCGUAUAGAUGGAAGACUCUCGAGAGUUUUGUGGGAAGUGGAAUAUGCCUAUAUCAGAACCGCUAAGUGCUCUCCCAUGAUGGAAAUUACCAGUGUUAAAACCAGUGUGAUCUUUUUGUCGUUGUUUUUUUUUUUCACGAAGUAUUUUGUUUUCCUUUCAAUAACAGGUUGUUCGUUUAAGUCUUAAAAGGGAAUGCAAAUGUCACGGCGUCACUGGAAGCUGCAAUUUGAAAACUUGCUGGAGGCAACUGACGCCCCUUGACGUCAUCGCAUCAAAACUGAAGCUGAAAUACCGCAAUGCGGUACGCGUUGUAUCUGUUGACAAUGAGCUUCAAGAGAAGGUCAGGAGCAAAUUAACAUCGAGAAUGGACAAAAAGCUUGUAUAUCUCGAAGAAUCCCCAGACUACUGUAAACCAAACAAAAUCACUGGUUCUCCAGGAAUGCUGGGAAGAACAUGCAGCAGCGAAGACGUAACAACGAACAGAUGCAAAACACUAUGUCAGUCGUGUGAGCUGAAACCCGUAACCGUGCAACGUUCCAAGACAUUCGACUGCAGAUGUCAUUUCUUGUGGUGCUGUAGUAUCAAAUGCGAGUUAUGCACCAGAAAGUAUUCGGAAACGACGUGCACCUCAAGGGGAAAAAAAACAUAAGAGUUUCAAAAGACCUUUAACUAAGGCAGAAAGUGGGUUGUAAAACAGCAGUUAUCCAGCCACUGGUCAAACUAUAUUCUCGAACUGGUUGAAAUGAUGAAAAAAGUAAUAGCGUCCCCAGAGAAGUUCCAUAAUGCAAUUCGAGACCACACAGACCUAUUCUCGCGUUCAGUCUCAAAAUCUCCGUGAUAACGCAUUCCGUGAUAACGAAGGAUUUCUUCAGUCCUAAAACACACUUCUAGAGGGAGUUCAAAUUCUCCUUAUAGCUUCUCGCCAUGGAAACGGGAUGAGCUUCGGCCUGGCUUGAAAAAUGAUUAUAUCUCUACCAUUUAUUAACAUGUAAAUUUGGUCGAAUUUAGCAGUUAAACGACUUUGUUUAUCUACUACCAUGCCACCUGAUGAAGACCCUUUAAUGCUCGACAAAAAUAGAAGAGGGGGAACUUUAUCGCUCCACUUAUUCCAAUUGCUAUUCAAUUAUCACCAACAUGCAUUCGGAAAAGUUUUGUGGCAGCCAGAGUCAUUAUAAUUUAUAGGGGAGUACCGUAAUUAAAUGAUCUAAUAGACACCUCUUGUCAAAUAAAGGUCUUACGCUUUUAAGUUUCAAGUAGAUGCCCCUCUCUAAUAAUCCCCGCCCCCUCUGUGUUAAUGGCAAGUACUCCAAAAUACUAGGAAAUAGCAAACAAGUAAAAUACUGCCAUUUGUUCAGUUUCUUGCUUGAUAAACAAAGGUUUGCGUAUUGCAUCCUGUUCGUGUUAAGUUUAAAGUAAAGUUACCAAGCAACAAAUUUAAUUUGUGAAAUCCUAAUAUUUCCUAAAACUGAAACACAAGAUCAGUUUUUUUAAAGUAAGAACAAAAACCUUCAAUUAAGGGGCAAGACGGGUACUGUCCUAUUAAUGCUGAGAUGAAGGCAAUUGAUAGCCUAUU
Molecule: messenger RNA, 12752 nt
Organism: Porites lobata
Lineage: Eukaryota; Metazoa; Cnidaria; Anthozoa; Scleractinia; Poritidae
Source: the annotation of a GenBank genome assembly